AAUGGAUUCAUUUCUCGUUAUUACAGGACAUAACAUGGUUCGAGUCUCCUAGAGCCUAGGUGAAUGGAAUGUGUCCUGACAUUUGAAUACCUAGGGAAGCACUGUAAUUACACUAUUUAAGUAAUGUAUUCUGUGAAAUAUAAAUCAGAUGCCUAUGAAUGUAAUGAUACCAGAAUAUGUAGGCACUUUCAGCAUAGUAACUAGUAUGAAAGGCUGUUGUUAAGAAUAGGAAACAUUAGUUGCAGCAUCAGGUUUAUGGGUAAAAAUAAUUUGAAUUGUGACACAAAACUUUCACAAGCACAACAAAAUUGCAGUAUUCAUGAUAUGGGUGAUUCAGUAUAAAUAAGUGGUUUCAUUAUCUUGUUAUCAUCUCUGCUGGCAACUGCAUAAUCUAUAUGAGCUUCACAGUAUGCCAGUGUAAUAAAGUGCUGAUACUUUUUAGAACAUUAUUCUAUUCUUGAUUUAUUACCCAGGAGUUUCAUCUACUUAGUAAUGCAGAACAGUAUUGCCAACCUGACUGAAGGUGUUCUGAUAUUAUGGCAUCAUGUUGUGAAGCUGGUGUCUGACGUGGCAGUGAUACACGAGGUGUGUCUACAAGAUAGGAUGUCACAAUUCUUUGGAAAGUUGGCAAGAGGUCUUGGAUGGGGUCCACAACCAACAAAGGUUAACAGUAUCAACUGGUGUGACUAUGCCAACAGAGCCUUCACAUUCGUUGAGGGUACCUUUAUAAUUGCUCCUUUGGCUGAAGAUGAUAUAAAAGAAGACCCAAAUCUUGCUUUUGAACUAAUAAUCCACAAAGAAAUUAAUAGUUCACGAAAUGCAUAUAGCCUUUUGAGAACAUGCACAGAACUUGAAGCGAAAGAUGCUUAUGAAGCUUACCGUAAAAUAUUACUGCCACUGGUAGACUCUUGUGGGAAAGAAGUUCUUUGUCACAAUAUCCUGCAGAAGGUCCUUGAUGUUCACAGAGAACACCCUUCAUGGCAUGUGGCACACAUCACAACACACUUUGGAUUCUUAGAGGCUUUAAAAAAUGAAGAAGUACUAAGCUACCUCAAUGUGCCUGAGGAGACGGAAGGCCUCUACCCCAUUCAUGUUGCUGUUGAAAAUGAAAAUGACAAAGUUAUUGGAGCAUUAAUAGCAGCAGGUGCUGCUUUAGAUGUAACAGACAAGACUGGUAACACACCUUUACAUAUUGCUGCUUCUAAAUCUGUGACGGUUAUCCAGGCUCUAAAACUGAAGCAUCAUCCUAUAUUAAACCAGAAAAACCACGCCCAAGAGACACCCUUACUUCUAGCUGCACAGUGCAGUAAACUGGAAAAUGUUAAGCAUCUUAUUCAGCUUGGAUGUAACAUUAACCACAAGGAAGAUGUACCUGAUCCUGUGGACAAUCAGUCAUAUUGGGAAAAAACUGAGAAGCUCAUAUUGUCAAAGGACAUUAGUUCCAAGGAUUUGCACAAAGGGGGAAGUUUGUUGCACUGGGUCAAAACAAGGGAACUCAUGGACUUGUGCCUGGAUAUGGGCUGUGAUCCUGACCUCACUAAUGCUCUUCAUCAAACCCCUUUACAUGUUCUGGUUUUGCGGAAUAGAAUACAUUGCAUUGUAACACUGUUGUGUCGAGGAGCAAAAGCAAAUUGUGCUGACUUGGAAGGCACCACCCCACUGCAUUUAGCAGCUGCCCAGUGCUCUACGACUUUAGUUCAGGCCUUCAUUGUGUUUGGAGGAGAUAUUAAUGCCAUGAAUAAGAGAGGAGAGACACCAAGGCAUCUGGCUGCAUCUUGUAAAGUGGAUGACAAGAUAAAAGGAGCUGAGAGAGACAAAGUCAUAUAUCUACUGCAUACAGUUGGAGCUAAAAGGUGCCAAGUAAAAUUAGCUUCAUGUUCAGAUGGAUGUCUGGAUGAAGGCAAUUUUAAUGGUGUUCCACUCUAUGAAAAACCUUUACUUCGUUCACGCUGGAUUAUGGAUGAAUAUCUCUCAAGUAAUCAAAUAGCAGAAUCAAUAAGGUGGCAAGUAACAAAUCGCAGUAACCAGCAGCGCACUGGUAGAGUGCUGUGCCUGGACGGAGGAGGAAUUAAAGGACUGGUCAUGACACAAAUGCUGUUUGUCAUCCAGGAGAUGCUGGGGAAACCUAUUCAAGAGUGUUUUGAUUGGAUAUCUGGCACCAGCACUGGUGGCUUCUUAGCUCUGAUGUUAUGUUCAGGGAAAUCUGUGCAAGACGUACAAUCACUGUAUUAUAACCUGAAGGAAAAAGUGUUUAUUGGUGGGCGACCCUAUGUAGCAGGGCCAUUGGAGGAAAUUUUAAUAAAGGAGUUUGGCGAGGAUACAAUGAUGAGUAGCAUUAAAUCUCCAAGAGUCAUGAUAAGCUCUACUCUGGCUGAUCGACUACCACCUGAUUUGCAUCUCUUCCGUAACUAUGAGUCUCCAAUGAGUGUUUUAGGAAUACAAGAAAAUAAUGUUUUCAUGACUACACAGGCACCUGAUAAACAAAAGAUGUGGCUUGCGGCUAGAUGUUCUGGAGCUGCCCCUACAUAUUUCAGAUGUGGCAAGUCAAUGAAGAAAGAUGAAAGCAGUAAAAGAACUUUGAAUACAUCCACUAACAUGUGUUCCAGUGAGAAGUUCCUUGAUGGUGGUUUAGUGGGAAACAAUCCAGUCUUAGACACAUUGGCAGAAAUUGAGGAAUGGAAUAUGGCAGUGCGUGCCAAGGGUCGUGAAUCCGAGAUCUUCACCCCCACUGUUGUAGUGUCUUUAGGUUGUGGUAAACCUCCUGUGAUGCUGGUUGACAAUAUUGACAUUACUAUGCCAAGUAUUCUUGAUGUACGUCGAGGUCUUCAAGCAAUGUACAAUUUAUUCAAUGUCUUGGUGGAACAAGCUUGCAGUUCAGAAGGUCGGAUUAUAGAUAGAGCACGCACAUGGUGUUCAACUUUACACGUUCCUUUCUUUCGUUUUAAUCCACAGUUAUCUCAAGAUAUUGCACUAGAUGAACAUGACGAUGAGCGCUUAGUUCGUAUGAUGUGGGAAACAAGAGCAUACAUGAAAUCCCAGGCAAAAAUUUUAUCUCAACUAAAGCCUCUCUUAAUAGAAGCUGAAGUGGGGCCUAUACCUCCUCCCCGGCAACUUACUCCAACCAAAUCUAAACACAGCUCACGUGUUUCUAUAUCUGUUGGUUCUAGUCAAGAUACCGUAGAUGCAGUUCACCGACUCGUUUCAGCAGGAACUUCCCCUGAUGAGGAGGGAAGUUAUCACUCUAUUCUUCCAGAGUAUGCCACUGUUGGAACUGAAGAAACAUCUGAUGAAGUGAUGGUUGAGCAUCCCUCAACACUUGAUUCUGUGUCAAGCAGUGAGGGGACUUCUCCAUCACCUGAUGGCAAUGAUGACUUUAUGGAUAAAUGCCAGCCCAGUGAAAUUUCAUCUGAUUCUCUUAUCCAUACUGUAGAAUAAGUAUUCUUCAUUCAUGAUUCAUUUAAUUUUUGUAUAAUAAUUAUCAUACAAUUGUAGUCAUAAAGCUACAUAAUCAUGCAUAGUCAUAACAUGCACAUAAUAUAAUUAAUACUUAUUACAUAAUUACCUUUUUAUAAUUAUCUAAACUAGUUAGGAUGCUUUGCUUACAUCAUUUUAUUAAUAUACACAAUACUGUGUAUGUAGGCCUUUUUCACUUUAGGCAUUGUUUAAUUUCUUCUAUUACACCUCUUUAAAAUUAGUCAAUCAGAUUUGGUUGAGGUUCAGAUAAAUUAGACCUUGCUUGGUAUCCCUAGUAGAGGGAUACCUUGGUUUAUUUAUUUAUUUAUAUUUUCAAGAGUUCCUACAUUCUUGUAAACCCACUAGCACGCAUGGCAUUUUGGGCAGGUCCUUAAUCCUAAUUUCUCCCUGGAAUAUGAUCCGCCAAAUCGUUUAACAACCAAUUCACUGUUAGGUGAACAGAGGCUACAGUUAAAGAUUGACGCCCAGUCAAUCCUCCCCAGCCAGGAUACAAACCCAGGCCAAAGCUCUCGCAAAGCGCCGAGUGAGUGUUUUACCAAAGGGACUGCAUGGCUGCUUGCUUUAGUUUCUUCAUUGGUUUUCAUUCAGUAUCUUGAGAAUGGCAUACAUUAAUAGGUUUGUAUUAAUUUGCAUUACAGAUAAAUGUGGAAUGGAGUCAGAAAAUACAUAUUCAAUUGCAUGCACAAUCUGUUUUAUAAUUUAGCUGUUUGUCUUCUACAUAUCUGCAUAAAAAGUUAAUAUUACUGUAUUGCAAAGUAAUUUAUUAAACUAACAAUCUUAAGAAAUAAAUGAACUAGCUGCUGUAUCAUUCAAGUGUUGAGUUUCAUCACUAAAGUGCACUCUUAUACUGCCUCUCUCUAUUGGUUGAGUUAAUCAGCAAAUCAGUUAAAAAGUUGUAAUACAAUAAUUAGGUGAUUUAAAUUGCUAAUCUUAAUAGUGCACGACUUGAUAAUGGUCCAGGAUGGACCGAAACAUAGUCACUCUUUACUUAACAUGCAGGGGUUGGGUUGUAUGUUAGUACAGUAUUUACUUACAGGAGUACUUGCAAGUCUUCAGUUAUUGAAAUGUUUUGUUUAUAAUUUAUUAUAUAAUAUUAUGUUAACCUCUGCAUAUUUUAUAUAACUAGUCAUAUUUCAUCCAACAGAAAUAACGCAUGGGAUGUGUGCCUGAUCUACCUCUGAUAGAUGUAAUAAGCUUAUAGUCAAACUUGCCAAUAUCUCUAGAAAUAGAGAGAACAAGUUUUGAAAUAAAUGCCAAAGGCUUCUAUUUACCACCUAUAAUUUAAUUGUAUAAAAGUUACCUUUUAUGCAUUUAUACAUGUAUUUAUCAUGGACUAUUACAUAGCAAAAUAUUCAAAUAUUAAACAAUAAAACUGUUAACUUACCAGAGUAGGAAAAGUAACCUUAAUGAAGUAGAGCAUGGAGACUAGGGUGAAAUAGUAAAGAAAAUGCUGUAAUUCCAAUAGUGUUGUGAGAGUAGCACCACAUGUUAGGGAUUUGUUCAUAGUUUGUCAUCAUAAUAAUGUGAUGUUAGUCAUAAGUAAGUUCAUUGAGCAAAACUAGCAAAUAAUUUGGCCUGCACAUAACUCGGAGCUCUGGUGAAUAGUUAAAACGCAUAGUUAAUUUAUUUUAAAUACUAUUUAAAUAAAUAUUUUAAAUAUGUUGAGGGGUUUAUAUGCUAAUGUUGUAAUCAUAAUCACUACUUUAUAUAUAUAUAUAAUAUAUAUAUAUAUAUAUACACACACACACAGUAUAUAUAUAUGCUUGAUAAAGUAUAUAUUUUUUGUUUUAUAUUUUAAGAAUAAGGUUUGAGGACUGAUGGUUAAUUCAUUUAAAAUUGUUAACCUCACAUUCUUGAAUAUACUUAUAGAGAAAUGCAAAAUUUGUUUUACAUGAAGGUUUUAAAAUAUGAACACAUUUUCUAAUUUGUCAUAUCUUUUUGCCAAGAUACUUGCAUAUUUUAUUCUAUAUGCUUACAAUCAAUUGAUAGAAGGAAAAAAAAGAGGAUAUACAGUAUAAUCACUAUAUACAAAAUUGUGACAGGAAUCACAAAUUUGACAAGGAGAAAUUGUUAAAAUCUGUAACAUCUAUUUCAUGGGGGCCACAGAUUCUAGCUUUCACCAUAGAAGUACUGCUGAAAAGAUGUCAAAAAGUUCUCUAUUCAGCAAAAAAAAAUUUGUUCCAACUCUCCAUAACUUAAGUGGUGAUGGUGAUGUCAAAACAAUUAAUAGUUUGUCAUAUGACAAAGAUUAUAAGGAAAACAGGGCACCAAGAAUGUAGCCUUCAUCGUGUAACUACACUUAGAUAAUUACACACAUGCACAUAUUUGAAUACAUAAUAUAUAUGGUAAAUGUACUUACAGUAUGUUGUAUGCUAUAAUUAAUAGCAUACAGUACCAUAGUUUUAUGCUAUCUAAAUAUAGUAAAUGUUAUACCAGAUAUAUUUCAUUCCCCUAUUGUAAUAGGCUGUAAUAUACUGUACAGUAUGGAAAAAGCACCAUGAAUAUUUGUUUAAAAUUACCUAUAGCAUUUUGUUUUGCUUGAUGUCUCUAUUCACCUAUAGCAGCAAAUACGUACCCAAGAGGCAAUUGUUGCAAGUUGCAUUCUGGGGAAGGUCAGUAGUUGGCCAUGGGAAACCAUAUGAAUAAGCAUGGCUAUAAAUUUAUAUGGUCAGCUAUUAAGAUUUUAUUAUUAUAAUCCUUUGGAAUAAUUAUUUAAUUAUUAAUUUGACCCAUAAGAUGAAGUAUUUAACAUUUCAAGACUUCAGGUGUAAUUAAUUAAUUUACAAUAAUUAUGUUGUGUACUGUAGUUUAAGGAUAUUUUUAAUAUCGAGAUUAAGAGGUUUGAAUUAUAUGGUUUGUAAAGUCAAAUGUUUUUAAGUGGUUCAGUUAUGGGACGACUUUCCUUUGAUAAAACACUUGUCGAUUUAGAUCUUGAAUGCGAGUACCGGUAUAUGUCUUGACUCAUGUUGAAUGUUUACAUAUUUCUCUUAAAACUGAAUUUUAAAUCUAGCAAUAUGGAACUUGUAUACACAAGCAAAGUGUAUAAUAUUUUUGAUAAACAGAUGUUUAGUAUACUGCUCGUACAAUUUAUUCUAUAGGAGAGAUUUAUAUGACAGAUCAAAAUUGUGUACCUAUUAUCAGACCAUUUCCAUUGUCAAUGACAAACUAGGUUAUAUGUUAAAUACACUGUUUUAACAAUGUUGCAAGUGAUGAAUAUUGCUUCAGCUACCAUUGAUAUAAAUACAUCUCUUCCCGUUUGAUCUUUGGUUAUUAAUCAAAAUUUUCAGUACUUAAAUGUAAUUCUAUAAAUAUAUCCUAGCAGUGAUACAUACAAACCAUUAGUUUUCCUAUUUAAAUGAAAAUGGAGAUAGAAUUCUACAGUAGCACAAACCAAUAUGUCAAAAAAAGAAAAAGAUCUGUUGUAGCCAUCAAAUUUAUUGAUACUAGAUGCAACCCUGUACCUCUAAUGCCAUUCACUUUGUAUAUAAAGGCCAGCCAUAUUUUAUUGAAUUUUUGCUUUUAACUACUACCAGUACAGUAUGUCAUAUCUAUACCAAAGACGAUCAUAUUGACAAAUGAAUUUUUGUUUUUGAAUCAAUGACAAUCCCCAUGUCAAUGGAUCUUUUUAAAUAUUUAUCGUGUACUCUACAGCUGUUCAUUACUAAAAUUCUAAAUUCAUGUAAUUUUUCACUGUAUAAUAUAAAUUCAUCAUUCA
This is a messenger RNA of Procambarus clarkii (red swamp crayfish), 7189 nucleotides long. Lineage: Eukaryota; Metazoa; Arthropoda; Malacostraca; Decapoda; Cambaridae. The record is from RefSeq and is a predicted model, not a curated record.